Molecule: messenger RNA, 1881 nt
Organism: Sipha flava (yellow sugarcane aphid)
Lineage: Eukaryota; Metazoa; Arthropoda; Insecta; Hemiptera; Aphididae
Product: dopamine receptor 2-like
Exons: 3
Coding region: 575-1267 (230 amino acids)
Biological process (GO): G protein-coupled receptor signaling pathway, coupled to cyclic nucleotide second messenger; chemical synaptic transmission
Cellular component (GO): membrane; dendrite
Molecular function (GO): G protein-coupled serotonin receptor activity; neurotransmitter receptor activity
Source: RefSeq, a predicted model, not a curated record
AUAUAGUUCUUACGUCUUACAUACGGCGUUUGCGGAAUUUACAUUUAAAACAAAUUUCAAAACGUUUCCAAGUCUUCCAGAUAUCACACAGAUAUGACUACUUGGAAUGAUUCGCAUAGGGUUACGUCAAUCUAUAAUGUUGGUAUACGAGUACAAGGGAACGAGUGUGAAAUGAUUCUCGUUCAAUUUCCACCAUUCUAGAGAUAUUCCCGUAUAAUGAUCGGUACCGAACGAUUCGUUUCACAAGCUGUUAUCAGUAUGUAUACGCAAAGUGUAAAGAUUAUACAGACAACCACGAAAAAUCGUUGCAUAGUUAACACUGUCGUUUAAGGGUAGUGUUUGGACAACUUCAGCGGUCCAUAUCCUGUUAAUAAUAAUGUAAUGAAGUCGCGCGAAUAACACACGUGCGUAGUGCUUGAAUAAUCACCCUUAUCGCGUGUCGUUCUCACGAGAUUUGCUUAAACCGUAAUCGUAUUUUAUCGUAUAUUCACGCGUUUGUUGACAUAUUUUUUUUUCCAGGCGGGCCUUGACGAAUGGUGAUCCAUCGGGUAGUCUUGAGCACAGCACGAGUAUCAUGGCCCUGCUCGGGGCACUGGCGGCCGCCGGCAGCGGGCGCCAGGGCUGCGUGCUGCGGGUGGCGGCCGACGCGUUAUCACUGUAUUGCGGCGGUGGCGACGGCGGCGGCAGCGGCGGCGAAGGUGACGUAGCUGGCGGCGGCGGCGCGGGCCCGGACGCGGUCACGGACGACGACGGCGAUGCCGUGGCCGACUAUUACCUGAACGUGACCCACGGCCACGGCGGUCAGAUCGGCGACUACUUCAGGCCCAUCCGGUCGGUGGCCAUCGACGACGACGGCUAUAAUUACCGCACCGGCAACCACUCGGCCAUGGCCGCCGUGCUGGCCAACGUGUCCGCUAACGUGGCGGCCGGCCUCGAACCGUUCCUGAACGGGUCGUACAACCACACGACCGAGAACGCCGAUAACUUCACUAACUACUUAUUCGUCGUCACCAUCGGCAUCAUAUUGGGCGCCAUGAUAUUGACCACGAUUUGCGGUAACGCUUUAGUGAUAGCGGCAAUCCUGUUGGAGAGGAAUUUACAAAAUGUGGCAAACUAUCUAAUUGUCUCGCUUGCAGUCGCUGAUUUAAUGGUGGCAUGUCUAGUCAUGCCCCUAGGAGCGGUAUACGAGUUUUUUCGAGGCACAACUUUGUAUUACAAAAACGACGUGAACCCGGGCAAGAUACCGUUACACAGGAAAAACUAUUAGAUCCGUCGUCGUCAUUGGAGCAGCGAUAAAGUUGCGACUCACGGAUUAGCGUUUCCUCGAACACGAAAUCCAAUUAUUUGAAAACCGUUCAACUAUUUAUCGCGUCUGGCAGACUGUUAUGGCUACUACAAUGUUCGUACCUACGUCUAUAUUUGAUGGAUAACGAGUUAAGUCUCACAACCCUUUCCUCCAAGUCAGUGGACAGUGAUACAUAUCGUUGAGACUCCAUACUGUAUGGUAAAAUAUCCUCUCCUCCAUAAGUGUUUACGACUCUAGUAAUUUCUAACCGUAUAAUUCCAUGGAAAUCAUAAGAAAUUUGGAAACUGAGCUUAGAGAAUCCGUCCUUUUAAUUACUGUCAUUCAUGUGUCAAUGGCUUUUAGUUAUAUUUCUAACUAAGUUAUUCGACGAGAUCUACUUCAAAACAAUGAUAAUACAGCGGUUUUGUCACGGUAUGAGUUUUUUUUGUCAACAUGCCUUUGAAAUCAGCCGUCACAGCAAAAUCUGCGGUUUUAGGCCUUAAGCAUCAUGUACAUGAAGUUGACCCUCCCUCAACAAUAACUCAUAAAAAAAAAAUCUAAAUUAUAAACCCUCUCAAAAAUAAAAAUUUUCUACU